Molecule: messenger RNA, 846 nt
Organism: Schistosoma margrebowiei
Lineage: Eukaryota; Metazoa; Platyhelminthes; Trematoda; Strigeidida; Schistosomatidae
Source: the annotation of a GenBank genome assembly
AUGUAUGAUAAUACAUAUCAACUUGGAUUUGCUUUCCUCUUAACUGGUUUGCUAGGCUUGUGGUUACACACCAAGAACAUUUCACGGUUAACGAAGAUAAGUUCUAUUUUGCCCGAUGGUUUGAAAACGUUUCAUUAUCAUUUGGUUGCGGCUUGUUUGGGUAGCCUUGCAAUGACACCUUUUAGGGUAAUCGGUAUUUAUCAAAAAGGAUGGCCUUUUGGUCAUUUUGGCUGUCAGUCAUAUGCAUUUGCUGGAAUGGUUUUUGGAAUGACAUCAAUUUAUUUGUCAUGUUUUAUCUGUUUCUUCACUAUGGUUGAAAUAUUGAACUUAACCUAUAUCCGUCAUUUCAUAUCUAAUCAAUAUAAUUACAUUCCUUUUGGAAUUUGGAUGAUCGGUGCAUUGUGGGCUAUUCUACCACUCUAUGGAUAUGGCAGAUAUACAUUAGAACCUCAUAAAACAUCAUGUCUAUUGGACUGGACUAAUAUGGAUAAAAGCAUGAAAUUGUAUAUGUUUUCACUAAUGAUAUUUGGUUAUGUACUUCCAUUCGGUAUCGGUAUUUGGUCACAAUAUAAACUGACACAGCAUACAGUAUCGGAUGCAAAUAAAAAUAAGAAGAAGAACACUACAAAGAUUGAGAUUCUUAUAAAGAAUCACUGGACAGCUGUUUCGUUCCAGUAUGGAAUUCUUCAGGAGCACAUAUCCCCGAUCCCGCACGUGAGACUCGAACCCAGGACCAUAUGUGCCUAGUGAAUGCUUAAACUCAAGACUGCUGGGCUGACGUCCAACGAUGUCAUUGUUAAUGUCCAUCUUCCAAUGUUUUUAGUGGGUAACUGCCUCAUACCCGAC